ACGACUAUUUUAUUAAUUGCGGCCCGCAAAACACACAUCGUAGGCCGCUAUGACACCGGUUAGUUUGCGGUACAAAUCUGUCGAAGGAUAGUCCCUUCUAUUGCCACAUGUCGGAGCGUCGGUUUUUAGUUACGGGCGAGAGAUGAAGUCCUUAAAACCACCCAGCAUCAGAAUCUCCCUGGCGGGGGCAUUCAUGACCAUCGACAAGGAUAAAGUGGUGUCGUCCAACCCCUCGCCCGGUGCUCACCUAGACUCGCCGCACCAUCGUAAAGUCAGCAUCGUCGAGAGCGUCCACGGCCACGACAACCCGGCCUUCGAGUCGCCCCGCAGUCGGAAGGUCUCCUCGACCUCGGACCACGCCGAAAUGGGGCCGGUGCGGAAAAAAAGUAUACUCCACAACGCCAACGUGAACCACGACAGCAACAGCAUAUCAGGGAUCAGUGACAGUGCCAAGCAGAUUAACGGCGAUGCCAGGAUAAAAAAGAAUUCAGUCACCGAAUCGGUGUAUUCCAAGACCAGGUUUUCCGACAUCGAUGACGACGAUGACAAAUCCUGGUGGUACACAUUUUGCAUCAAGUGCCGGACCAAAGAGACGCUUCCAUCGUGGCAACCGCCUUUGUGGAGCAAAAUAUGUCCCUACCCCUUCUGUCCCACCUACAGACAGUUCUCGAGGAUCAUAUCGUUGGCCCUUAUAGGAACGCUGUCAUGGUGCAUUUUGUAUGCCAUCGUGGGCGACACGGCCGCACCUCAGGGACACUUAUUCCAACUUAUAGUUCUUUGUCUGUGCGCCCACUUCGGAGGAUGGCUGAUGAGUCUCACCACGUUGCCCGCCCUCAUUGGGAUGUUGUUCACUGGGAUGCUGCUGCAGAACGUCAAUAUUGUUAACAUCGACGAGUCUUUCAGCGACAUCACCAAGGAACUCAGGAACGUAGCUUUGGUGAUCCUCCUGAUAAGGGCCGGCUUGGACUUGGACCCGCACGCACUGAAACGACUAAAAUGGACGGUCAUGAAGCUCGGCAUGAUUCCUUGGAUACUGGAAGUCAUUGUAGUGGCCAUAUCAUCCCACUACCUCAUAGACCUAUCCUGGAAGUUCUCCUGCGCCUUAGGGAGCAUAGUCGCAGCAGUCUCCCCCGCCGUCCUCGUACCUUGCCUGAUAAGACUCAGGAGUAAGGGCUACGGAGUUGCCAAAGGCAUUCCCACCCUGAUCAUUGCAGUGGCCAGCAUAGACGACGCCUUGUCUGUGGCAGUUUUCGGAAUAACUAAGACCAUAAUCUUUUCCGAGAGCUCGGUGACGUCUCUGGUGCUGCAAGGACCUUUGUCGGUGAUUGGGGGGAUAGGAUUCGGAAUUAUUUGGGCCCUCAUUUGUAACUACGCCCCAGAACGUCACGACCCUUUCGUAGUACCCCUGCGAGUCAUUCUUCUGUUAGCUGGGGGAAUGGUUUCGCUCUUUGGCAGCGAUUUGUUUGGGUACGGAGGGGCAGGCCCUCUAGGAACGGUAACUGCUGCAGUCGCCUGUUUAUAUUGUUGGUCACGACAGGGAUGGGAAAUCGAGGACAAUCCGGCUACAACCGCUUUCGAAAUUUUCUGGAUGAUUUUCGAGCCAAUCCUCUUCGGCAUUACGGGAUCUCAAAUCAAAUUCAACGAGCUGGAUGGAGGAAUGGUGGCUACUGGGCUGGGGAUUUUGUGUAUAGGAAUUUUUGCCAGGGUAACUAGCACAGUAAUAGCCAGUAUAGGUUGUAACUUGAAUUUGAAAGAGAAAAUAUUCGUUGCCCUAGCCUGGGCCUGCAAAGCAACAGUACAGGCUGCCCUUGCUCCAGUUUGUCUGGGCCUAGUAGAUGCAGGCACUACUGAAUACGAAUACUCGGAAAAAGUUUUAAUGAUUUGCGUUAUGUCUAUUAUAUUGACAGCUCCCACUGGAGCAAUUUUAGUAACAUUCCUUGGUCCAAAACUGCUGAAUAAGACCAAACAAACGCCACAAAUACCAGAGGGCUGGAGAAGAAGUCACCGACCCUCUAUAAGAGACAUUAGUAUUAUCGAUGAAGAAGAGGAGAGGAACGAAGCUGAUUUUUCAGAAGACACAAUUAGUGAAAAGGACAAUAAAAGUGAGGUGUAAGAUUGAAACAACAUUUUGAUUGUUUGGAGGUCGAAUUAGUAGUUACAUAAAAUAUUAUAUUUUUUCGUCGUAUGAUGAGAAUGUACUUAUUGGUGCAAUUCCAUGAUUCCAGAUGUAUGUAACGCUGGAAUUCCAUAAAUAUUAAGUAUUUAAAACAAUAUAAUUAUGUACAAACCUUGAAACCUCAGAAUUCCAUGAGAUCCAAUUUAUCUGUUAGUGUGAUACAAGUGGUACUCACGAUGUAAUGGUAAUUCUGUGAUAAUGAUAAUUAUUGUAAGAUAGACAACAGUAUUUUUUGAGUAGUGUAUAGAAUUAUUUUCCUGUGAAUACUAUUAUUUAAUAUAGUUAUAUAUCUGUAAAUAUAAAUCUAGUUUUAAAUAUAUAACUUUUCAAAAAAGUC
Molecule: messenger RNA, 2513 nt
Organism: Aethina tumida (small hive beetle)
Lineage: Eukaryota; Metazoa; Arthropoda; Insecta; Coleoptera; Nitidulidae
Gene: Nha1
Product: sodium/hydrogen exchanger 9B2
Exons: 6
Coding region: 143-2113 (656 amino acids)
Biological process (GO): proton transmembrane transport
Cellular component (GO): membrane
Molecular function (GO): antiporter activity
Source: RefSeq, a predicted model, not a curated record